AGUGAAAUUACAUUCAAUAUAAAAGAAGUAAGUAGUCAACGACUCGGAUGUCAUUAAAGGUUAUUCCAAUGAAAACAAGUUGAACUUGUAGCAACUAGAUUCGACAUGGAGUUGAACAAGAAAAUUAAUCUUACAGUCAAAGAAAUGCAAAAAUUUGACGUCGAGCGGAUCUUUCGUGAUACGGAUGAGCCGAAGUAUUCAAUGUGUUUCUCAGACGAUGGAGAACUUCUGGCAGUCUGUGAUCAUGAAAACCUCUGUUUAUAUGAUUGCCUCAGCUUACAGAAGUUGUCUCAGGUGCAUAUGCGACGAUUUCAUUCAGAAUUGAUUUGUUUUACCCACCAGAAGCAUCGACUGUUGCACAGCUCCACAAAGAAGGAUUAUGCAAUACGCUGUUUGGAUUUGAAUAGACACAAGCAUGUGCGUCUUUUAAGUGGCCAUACAAAGAGGGUGAGAGCCCUUUGCUUUCAGCCCGGCAGUCAGCAUCAAUUCUUGAGUGCUGGUUGGGAUAAUCGUGUCUAUAUAUGGGAUUUACGCAGCUCCAAAUAUACGCAACAUUUUGAUUAUCUACACAGUCCAUUAGUGGCCUACGAUCCCGAUGGCUUGCUCUUUGCGACCAGCAGCGACAAUGAACGCAUUGAGGUCCACGAUGUGCGUAUGUUGAGCUCGAAGCCAUGCCAACAAUUUGGCUAUAAGCUGAAAAAAGAAGCCAAAUGGACGCAGUUGCAGUUUGCGCCCGAUGGCAAAACCCUAAUGGUGAGCACAGAUUACUCUGGAUGUUUUAGUGUGAAUGCUUUCAAUGGUGGAUUCCAUCUCGACUACACUGGAUACCAAAAUGAAUCUCGUCUGCCGACGCAGUCCUGCUACACGCCCGACUCCCAGUUCGUUUUAGCCGGCGUGGACAAGGGACGAGUUCAUGUUUGGAGUGCUGAAUGUGGUCAAACUGUAGCGGUGCUUCACAGCAAUAGCCUGGAGCCAGUGCGAUGUCUACAGUUCAAUCCCAAGCAAACGAUGUUUGUCACCAGCGAUUCGAUGACUCGCUUCUGGCUAUCCAAAACAAAUGAAAACAACGAGCAACAAGUCGAAGGAAAACGUAAAUUGAAGUCAGUGGUACACAAGAUCACGCCCAUCAUAGAUUUGACGACCAUGGAUGACAGUGAAGAUGAUGAUGAUGAUGAUGAGGAAGAGGAGGAGGAACAGCAACGUAUCAACAACUUCUCGUCACGCAGAUAUUUCGGGCCAAUGCCAAAGCGAUAUCCUUGUAUUCCGCCGCCGGCCAUAAGGCAAAGGCGUCGCUUCUGGCAUCCUGUUUGGCAACGGAAUGAAGAUGACAGCCCCGAGGAGGGUGAACUAAAUGAUGAUGACUAAACGAGAGAAGAACUAGCAAGAGAUGGAAGAUAUUCUUACUUCUCAGUGACCGUGACAAAUAUCAGUGAGUUUGAAUAGAGAAUAACUGAAAGAAUCCCUUAAAAUAAAAUCAAUAAAAAUGUAACUCAAUUUCAA
Messenger RNA from Drosophila grimshawi, 1500 nucleotides. RefSeq names its product WD repeat-containing protein 82. Gene Ontology annotation, cellular component: Set1C/COMPASS complex. NCBI's taxonomy places the organism in Eukaryota, Metazoa, Arthropoda, Insecta, Diptera, Drosophilidae. Bases 106 to 1365 code for a protein of 419 amino acids. The record is from RefSeq and is a predicted model, not a curated record. Gene Ontology annotation, molecular function: protein binding; chromatin binding. The transcript has 2 exons.